This is a messenger RNA of Populus nigra (black poplar), 2445 nucleotides long. RefSeq names its product protein SIEVE ELEMENT OCCLUSION B-like. Gene Ontology annotation, biological process: phloem development. NCBI's taxonomy places the organism in Eukaryota, Viridiplantae, Streptophyta, Magnoliopsida, Malpighiales, Salicaceae. The transcript is spliced from 7 exons. The coding region runs from base 89 to 2206 and encodes 705 amino acids. The record is from RefSeq and is a predicted model, not a curated record.
GCAAAUCCAUGCCAACGCAAGUUCUCUUUAGUCCUCUUAUCACUUAAUCCCUUUAGAAUUUGAAUCUAUAUAGUUUACUUUGACCUCGAUGGCAGGAGUACCUCAAAAGACGAGGCGUGAACGCACCGUGUUUGCAGCAUCUGAUGAAAAUGUAAUGAUGAAGCAAAUUCAGGCCACUCAUGCUCCUGAUGGCCGUGAAUUUUCUGUGAAGCUUCUUCUUCAUAUUGUUGAGGACAUUUUCCACCGUGCCACCCCUGCCCCGGGCAUAACCGACUUUGUUCAGCAUGAGGGAUCUCAUCAAGCACAACUUAAUGAAUUGGAAGAGAAGGUUCUUCAAAAUGGCUUUAAUGAAAUGAUCGAUAUGCUAUCUUACACAAUCAGCAAGAUUUCCUGCGAGAUGUCCUGCAAGUGUUCUGGAGGUGGAGAUGCACAUGCAACAACUUUAGCAAUAUUCAAUCUGGUAUCGAACCACUCAUGGGAUGCAAAGGUGGUGCUAGCGUUAGCUGCAUUCGCCUUGAACUAUGGCGAGUUUUGGCUUGUCUCCCAGCUUUACCUUACAAACCCACUAGCUAAAGCGGUUGCACUUCUGAAGCAAUUGCCGGAAAUAAUUGAACGAGCUGAGGCUUUGAAACCCAAGUUCGAGGCACUUACAAACCUUAUCAGGGCCAUGACGGAUGUGGCCAAAUGCAUUGUUGAGUUCAAGGAGCUUCCAUCUCAAUACAUCACCCCUGACACUCCUGAAAUGUUAACUGCCACAGCGCAUAUCCCCACUGCUGUUUACUGGACCAUCAGGAGUAUCGUGGCUUGCACAUCACAGAUUGUGGGCCUUACUGGCAUGGGUCAUGAGUACAUAGCAUCCACAACAGAGGCUUGGGAGCUAUCAAGCUUGGCCUACAAGGUCAGCAAUAUUCACAGCCAUCUCGUGAAGCAGCUCACUCUUUGUUUUCAACACAUAGAUGAGAACAGACAUCAUGAAGCGUAUCUGACACUUGUGCGACUGUUGGAAUCUGUCCACAUUGACAAUAUGAAGAUUCUUAAGGCCUUAAUUUAUGCCAAGGACGAUCAACUACCACUCUUUGAUGGCUCAACCAAGAAAAGGGCCAGCCUUGAUCUGCUGAGGAGGAAGAGUGUGCUGUUACUAAUUUCUGACCUUGAACCCUCCCAAGAAGAGCUUUCGAUGCUGCAACAAAUAUACAGUGAGGCGCGGGAGCAACCAGGAAGAGCAGAGAGUCAAUAUGAGAUCGUUUGGCUCCCAGUUAUGGACAGAUCCACCUCAUGGAAUGAAACAAAGAAAAAGCAGUAUGAGGAUUUUCAAUCGUCUAUGCCAUGGUACUCUGUUUAUCACCCUUCAUUGCUAGAUGUUGCAGUCAUCAGGUACAUUAAAGAGGUGUGGCACUUCAACAAGAAGGCCUUGCUUGUGGUCUUGGAUCCACAAGGGAAAGUAGUCAACCCCAAUGCAAUCCACAUGAUGUGGAUUUGGGGAAGCCUGGCUUUCCCUUUCACUAGCUUAAGGGAGGAAGGACUCUGGAAAGAAGAAACCUGGAAAAUCGAUUUACUGGCAGAUAACAUCGAUCCAGCUCUCUCGUCUUGGAUACAGCAAGGGAAGUUCAUAUGCUUGUAUGGUGGGGAGGAUAUCGAGUGGAUCCGCAAAUUCACCGCGACUGCAAAAGCAGUUGCGAAAGAUGCCAGAAUACAGUUAGAAAUGCUCUAUGUAGGGAAGAGCAACCCCAAGGAGAAAGCCCGAAAGAUUAACGGUGUUAUUGUAAACGAGAACCUUAGCCAAGUAUUGCCAGACCUUACUUUGAUCUGGUUCUUCUGGGUGAGGCUGGAGAGCAUGUGGCACUCCAAGGUGCAACACAAGAGGACUGCAGAUAAUGAUCCCAUCAUGCAAGAGAUAAUGACAAUGCUCAGCUUUGAUGGAAGUGAUCAAGGAUGGGCUGUGAUAAGUAAGGGAUCGGAUAUUGCCAAGGCAAAGGGAGAUACAAUAUUGAAGAGCUUUGUUGACUUUGAAUCAUGGAAGCAAAGUGCAGAAGUAAAGGGUUUUCUGCCUGCACUGAAUGAUCACCUUCAUGGACUCCAUAGCCCAUCCCAUUGCAACCGUCUCAUACUUCCAGGGGCUACCGGAAGCAUUCCAGAGAGGAUUGUUUGUGCUGAAUGUGGCCGUCCCAUGGAGAAGUUCAUCAUGUAUCGUUGCUGUACCGAUUAAGCUUUAAUUUUAAGUAAUAACGGUGUGUGUGCUAUCUACGGUUUGAAUCAUAUUGUAUCUCAGCUAAGACAAAAAUCCUGCCACAACCCAUCCUAUGGCCGCCACUGCUGCUGAUACUAUCUAAGGUGAUUGCUUAAUUUAGUUCAGGUGUGAAAUUUGUCAUGGCUUUUCAAGUACUAAUCGGUAUGUGUAUUGUUAAGGUGCUUGUUAUUAAUGAAUACAUGUAUUGUUUGCAGUAA